Fibroporia radiculosa is the source of this 1170-nucleotide messenger RNA. RefSeq lists its product as uncharacterized. The record is from RefSeq and is a predicted model, not a curated record. Lineage: Eukaryota; Fungi; Basidiomycota; Agaricomycetes; Polyporales; Fibroporiaceae. Gene Ontology annotation, molecular function: metal ion binding; alcohol dehydrogenase (NAD+) activity. Gene Ontology annotation, cellular component: mitochondrion. The coding region runs from base 1 to 1170 and encodes 389 amino acids. The transcript is spliced from 8 exons.
AUGUCUGCUCUCGACAACACCCAACACGAAUCGACGGCCCUACAGGGCUACUACGGCUGGACAGACACCCUGAAAGGAGUUUACUACGGCCCGGGGUCGCUGGCGACCGCCCUCCCAAAGCUCUUGCAGGCCUUAGGAGCAACCAAGGCCCUUGUUGUCACCGGAAGGAGUCUAUACGAUAAGACAGACGUUGUGAAAAAGGUGGAGAAUGUGCUGAAGCAGCACAACGCGUAUGGGGCCACAUUCUACGAGAUCGGCCAGCAUGCGCCCGUGGCGGGCAUCAACAACGGAUUGAAGGCAUUCAAGGACGCUGGUGCAGAUGUGAUCGUGUCCGUCGGAGGCGGUUCCCCUGUCGAUGCAUCCAAGGCGAUUUUGUAUUUUCAUAAACAGGAGACUGGCGGGGACUAUCUGCGUCAGAUUGCUAUCCCAACCACGCUCAGCGCGGCGGAAUACACCGUUGGCGCAGGCUACACAAACGAAGCGGGAAAGAAGGUUGCAGUUAGUUCGCCGCUGCUUGCCCCCGCCGGCGUCAUCCUCGACGCGGAAUUGACUCUGUCGACCCCAGACCGCCUUUGGCUGUCGACGGGCAUGCGAGCGGUCGAUCACGCAGUCGAAAACUUGUACAGGCCUCUGGUACCUCCUCCUAUCAAGCACCUCUGUUAUGCCGCUCUAGUCGACCUUUUCAAAUACCUCCCACAAUCGAAAGCAAACCCAAAGGCGAUUGACAUUAGGCAGAAGCUGCAGGUUGCAUCCUGGAUGAGUUUGUGGCCCAUGAAGCAGGAGAAGUACAGCGCGCUUGGUCUCUCGCAUGCUCUAGGACAUAAGUUAGGUGCUGCAUACAGCAUUCCCCACGGUAUCACAUCAUGUUUGACGCUCGCUCCAACCGUGGCCUUGAAAGCCGAAGUAGCAUCUCAGGAAGACAAGGAAUGGCUUUCUAAUGCCCUCUAUCAUUUGCGCCAAGAGCAAACGGGAACCUUGGAAAGCGAUGUGCUCAAAUUGUCCAAUUUGAUUGAUGGACUUGUGAAGGAUCUGGGGUUGAAAUGUAACCUAGAAGAGUACAAAGUGCCCCGAGAGGACGUCCCCCAGAUUGCAGAGUUAGCUAUUGGAAACACGACUGACCCGACAUAUCCAAAAGUUUUGGAUCUGCUGUACAAUCUGUAUCCCAACUGA